GUUCCUUAUUCAACUACAGCAACUUCUAUCUUCCUUCCUUCCCUCCCUCCCUCCCUCUUCUCAUCUUGCCCUUUCCCACCUCGACCGAUAACCGAAACCCUAAUUCUAAAAUUUAGCAAUCUUCGCACUCCAUGGAAGAAGAAGAACUGCAUAUUCACUACUUCUUUCCUGAAAUUCAUAGAAAGAAUUCUAGGUAAUACGGUGGCGCGUCAUCAGCUUUGAAUUAGGGUUCUGGAAAUCAUUCAAGCUUUCACGAGUUCAAACAAGGGAUUUUGGGUUCGAUGGCUGGAAGCUGGGAUGGAAGUUAUGACCUUGGUAGCCAGUCUGAUGAGAGCUAUCAAUUUGAGAGGCUACAUAUAGAGCCUAUCUAUGAUGCAUUCAUAUGCCCUCUUACAAAACAAGUUAUGCGGGAUCCAGUUACCUUGGAAAAUGGACAAACUUAUGAGAGAGAAGCAAUUGAAAAAUGGUUCAAGGAAUGCAAGGAGAGUGGAAGAAAGCUGGUUUGCCCAUUAACACACAAAGAGUUAAGAAGCAUGGAAUUGAAUCCAAGUAUAGCUCUUCGCCACACCAUUGAAGAAUGGAAUGCGAGGAAUGAAGCUGCUCAGCUUGAUAUGGCUCGCAGGUCAUUAACUCUGAGUAGUGCUGAGAAUGAUAUUAUGCAGGCUUUGAGGUUUGUCCAGCAUCUCUGCCAAAAAAGCCGGUCAAAUAAGCAUGUUGUUCGUAAUGCAGAGCUAAUACCUAUGAUUGUUGACAUGCUGAAGAGCGGCAGUCGUAGAGUUAGGUGUAAAGCUUUGGAAACUCUUAGAAUUGUGGCAGAGGAAGACUCUGAUAAUAAGGAAAUAAUGGCUGAAGGGGACACUGUACGCACAAUAGUGAAGUUCUUGUCUCACGAACAAUCCAAAGAGAGGGAAGAAGCCGUCGCUCUGCUGUAUGAGCUUUCCAAAUCUGAGACAUUGUGUGAAAAGAUUGGUUCCGUAAAUGGAGCUAUCCUUAUAUUAGUGGGUAUGGCCAGCAGCAAAUCGGAAAACAUUUUGACGGUUGAGAAGGCUGAUAAAACUCUGGAGAACUUGGAGAAGUGUGAGAAUAAUGUGAGACAGAUGGCAGAAAAUGGUAGAUUGCAGCCUCUUUUGACACUACUCCUUGAAGGCCCUCCAGAAACCAAAUUGUCCAUGGCCUCAUACCUAGGUGAGCUGGUCCUUAACAAUGAUGUGAAAGUGUUUGUGGCCAGAACUGUUGGUUCGUCUCUGAUCCAAAUUAUGAGAAGUGGGAACAUGCAGUCUAGGGAAGCUACUUUAAAAGCUCUGAAUCAAAUUUCAUCUUGUGACGCCAGCGCCAAGGUCUUGAUAGAGGCGGGUAUUCUUCCUCCUCUUGUCAAGGAUCUGUUCAUUGUUGGUCCCCAUCAGCUUCCCAUGCGGCUGAAAGAAGUCUCUGCAACAAUUCUUGCCACCAUCGUGAAUUCAGGCUAUGACUUUGAUUCCAUCCCAGUUGGACCUGAACGCCAGACUUUGGUCUCAGAAGACACAGUGCAUAACCUGCUCCAUCUCAUCAGCAACACCGGCCCCGCAAUAGAAUGCAAGCUUCUACAGGUUCUUGUUGGACUCACCAGUUCUCCCACUACUGUUUUGAGUGUUGUUGCUGCCAUUAAAAGCUCUGGUGCUACUAUUAGUUUGGUUCAGUUUAUUGAGGCUUCACAGAAGGAUCUGCGUAUGGCUUCCAUAAAACUUCUGCAGAACCUCUCUCCUCACAUGGGUCAGGAACUAGCUGGUUGCUUACAUGGUACAUCUGGCCAGCUUGGUAGCCUUAUCAAAGUCAUAUCAGAAACUAUUGGUAUCACUGAAGAGCAGGCCGCAGCCGUUGGGCUUUUAGCUGAUCUCCCAGAAAGAGACAUGGGCCUCACAAGACAGAUGCUCGAUGAAGGUGCCUUCCAGAUGGUCAUCUCCAGAGUGGUUAGAAUACGGCAGGGAGAGACUAGAGGCAGCCGCUUUGUGACUCCAUUUCUAGAAGGGCUUGUUCGGGUUCUUGCAAGGAUUACCUUUGUCCUGACUGAUGAACCUGAUGCCAUUGCCCUGUGCCGUGAGCACAAUCUUGCUGCACUAUUCACUGAACUGCUUCAGGCGAAUGGGCUUGACAACGUGCAGAAGGUUUCGGCCAUGGCUUUGGAGAACCUAUCCCAAGAAUCCAAAAACUUGACUAAAUUGCCUGAGUUGUCAUCGUCUGGUUUUUUGUGUCUCAAUCUUUCCCUGUUUUAGCAAACCACCUGUCAUAACUGGAUUGUGCCGGGUCCACCAAGGGACGUGUUCACAGAGAGACACUUUUUGUCUGUUGGAAGGACAGGCAGUGGAGAAGUUGGUGGCCCUUCUAGACCACACCAAUGAGAAGGUGGUUGAAGCAUCGCUUGCAGCACUGUCCACUCUCUUGGACGAUGGGGUUGAUAUAGAAAAAGGUGUUGACGUAUUAUGUGAGGCAGAGGGGAUCAGGCCUAUACUUGAUGUGUUAAUUGAAAAACGAACUGAGAAGUUGAGUAGGAGGGCAGUUUGGGCAGUUGAGAGAAUCUUGAGGACUGAAGAUAUAGCCUUUCAAGUUUCAGGUGAUCCAAAUGCGAGCACGGCACUGGUGGAUGCUUUCCAGCAUGGUGACUAUCGAACACGACAGAUUGCUGAGCGUGCCCUAAAGCAUGUUGACAAGAUACCGAACUUCUCUGGUGUCUUCCCAAACAUGGGUUGAACCUCUUUUAGAUGCUUCCGAAGGUGACAAUUGGUGAUUGAGAAGACAUUGUACUGUUGAUUUCUCCUCUUCUCCUUAAUGAAGUUCUGCGAUGUGUUCUAUCUUGUGGUUUGUGAAGCAUCAUGAGAUACAGGUAGAUAAUUUUCCAAAAAGAAAUGCGUGUAGAUAAUGCUUUUGUUUCAAUUUGUUAUUUUGUGUUCUUUUGGUGCAGAGGGUCUUGGAAACUUUUUCUUAUUUCUUCUUCAUGUUGUCUUCAUUUGUUCUUCAUUUCUUCUAGCAUUCACUGUAUUAGCAUUGGAUCUGGGAAUGUAAUAUUGAUUUUGUAUUACUCCUGUUCAAGAGUUGCAACAAAAAAAAAAUCGGUAUAACUAUUGGCAUCGUUUCUCCUUUC
This is a messenger RNA of Ilex paraguariensis (yerba mate), 3115 nucleotides long. The record is from the annotation of a GenBank genome assembly. NCBI's taxonomy places the organism in Eukaryota, Viridiplantae, Streptophyta, Magnoliopsida, Aquifoliales, Aquifoliaceae.